Molecule: messenger RNA, 912 nt
Organism: Helicoverpa armigera (cotton bollworm)
Lineage: Eukaryota; Metazoa; Arthropoda; Insecta; Lepidoptera; Noctuidae
Product: cuticle protein 19-like
Exons: 4
Coding region: 1-549 (182 amino acids)
Cellular component (GO): extracellular matrix
Source: RefSeq, a predicted model, not a curated record
AUGUCAGUCACGCACGCACAAUCCCACACAAAAAUGUUCGCUAAAAUUUUAGCAGUCAGCGCCUUGGUAGCUGUGGCUCGUGCUGGUCACCUAGGGCACGGUGGUUACACUGUGUCGUCUCAGCAUAACUUGGUGCAUCAUGACACGCACUAUGCCGCGGCUCCCAUUGCCUAUGCCCACGCCCCAAUUGUCCACGCUGCCCCCGUCGUCCACGCUGCCCCCGUUGUACACGCCGCCCCCGUUGUUCACGCCAUCGCUGCUCCCGUUGAAGUACAUGGUGGCCACUACAGCCAUGGACACGAGGACUACUAUUCUCACCCCAAAUACAAGUACUCGUACUCCGUGGAAGACCCCCACACUGGCGACCACAAGUCCCAGCACGAGGUCCGUGAUGGUGACGUCGUGAAGGGAGAAUACUCUCUGCUGCAGCCCGAUGGCUCUUUCCGCAAGGUCUCCUACACCGCUGACGACCACAAUGGUUUCAACGCGGUCGUGCACAACUCCGGCCCCAGUCAUCACAUCUACUCAUCCCAGUACCACCAUUACUAGAUCUCCAACAAAUAAGCUUUAAGAGCCACAAUGUACCUUAUUUAUACUCGCUGUGAUCUUCGUGUAUGUUCUUAUGUUUAUAAUUAGUCAUUAAAAAUAACAAACAAAACCAUGACAUUUUCAAUUAUAACUUAAAUUGAUUCUUGCUUAGCUUGCCUGUAUUUUAUAGAACUAAUUUAAAGUUUCCUACGCCUAGGCAACAAAGUCUGAAGAAUUGUAACCUGAUAUUAAGAAAUAGGCUUUCGUAGGAUUUGCAAAUUCUCUGGUCUGUCGAAAGUUAGUCUUGCUGUCGAGUACCUAUCAGGAACUCGAUUGUAAUUAAUUUGCACCCACGUGUUAACUAAGAGAUAGAAGAGAUUAUGC